UAAGUCCCUCCCAGCAUAAAAAAAAGGAAGAAAGAGACGACGCCAUGUGUCUGUUCUACGCAAAUCCUCACCCUGUGUAACACCAAUUUUCUCUACCUCUAUUUCUAGGGUUUCUUCUCCCCUUACCUAUCCACCAUAACCGUCGUCGUCGUCGUCCAUAUUCCUCCGUCUCCGUUCGGUUUCAACGACAACACCAAUUUUCUCUACCUCUAUUUCUAGGUUUCUUCUCCCUUACCUAUCCACCAUAACCGUCGUCGUCGUCCAUAUUCCUCCGUCUUCGUUCAGUUUCAACGAUCGAGAUUGAUGGAUCUGGAGGUACUCGGCCGCCACGCGCUCCUCUUUGACGACGAUGCCAACUCGGCGUUCGUCAACUCUAAUGACGCUCUCGUGGAAUGGAAUUCUCUUCUCAUCGAUCGCUACGACGUUCGCCACCUUCUCCCAACACCGCUACCGCCACUCAAGAGGCGGCGCCACCACUCCUCUGCUUUGCCUGCUGAAAUUUCUCAGCUUGAGUUGGAGCUCGAUCAGGAAAGGUUCCUCGAUCUUCCGCCACCUUCCGAUGAACAAGGUAAAUAUUUUUAUGUAUGUGCUUUAUUUAUUUUCAUUUUUUAAUUGUAGAUGUAUCUCUUAAUUGAAUUAAGGAUCACAGCAUCUUGAUAUUAACUUCAUAGGUUAGGGUUCUGGGUUUUCGAAUUUGCCGUAUAAGUAACUUUUCCGUGGUCAGAUGCGAAGUUUGGUUUUUUCCUGCUUUCCGUUAUGAAAUUUGUUGCUGAGAAGAAGAGAUUUCAGAAAGUGAAAAUGAUGAACAUUUGUGAAAAGUAGUUCGUUUUAGGGAACCCUUCUUCUUCUUCUUUUCUCCCUUUCUUUCUCUCUAAAAGGCCAAAAAAAAAGGUAUUUUCAAUGUCUCUGGGGAAAGGUUCUAGAGCAUGGGCUAUUGAAUAUAGCUUGAAUUUUAGUUCAAAUUGAAUUUUUUUGUCGAAUAGUUGGACAGUGCCGAGAUGAUGAUCUCUUUUACAACUUGACAUGGCCACUCGUGGGACGCUACUUCACGAGCACAUUAAGAUAUACGUAAGUCAUGGUUUGCAAUUAAUGAGGCCUAUGUGGUAAUGCUUGCCAGCAUGUGAUAAUGUGGUGGUGCCUCAUUAGUUUUAAUGUCAUACAACAGCAAGAUUGUAUAGCAUCAUAUGAAAUAUAUGGGUGCUAUAGACCCAUAUGCUAAAAUGUGACUGUGGGAUGAUGUAGUGACUUGCCAUUAGUUGCUCUGUCAUCUUUCAAAUAGAUGGUAAGAAACUAUUUACCGACAAUGAGAAUAUGGUAUCACUAGAUAUCAAGUUAACCUCCUUUUCUCAUGUUCUUGAUCACAUUAAGGAGAUUGUGUUGAAAUAAAGAGUCCUCUAAAAGCUCACAAGAUAUCUAAUAUGUGUCAUGUUUAAAUCAAUUUGAUUAUGACUCAUUUAACCCAUUCAAGCUGAUACAUAUAAUCUACAUACAACCUGAAAGGCUGAUAUGAUAUACUAUUAUUUAUUUAACUGGAUCUAGACGAGUCCACUAUAUUUUUGCAUACGAUAUUCAUUUCUGGAACCAUUCCAGUGAUUGAAAUUAGAAACUUGACCCAUGAGAAAAAGGAGGGAAAGCACAUGAGCACUUUCUAGAUAUAGCAUCAAAAAGAGAGUCAUCGGAAUUAUAAGAUCCAUGGGGUGCAGAGGGCUAGAUUCUAAUUUUGAUCAGGAAAAUGCCAUUUUUCUUAACUGAUAUGUCAAAAAACUUUGUCUAGAUUAAUUACAAGGGUACUUUUGAAAAUAUUAAGACAAUGGAAGUUGUGAAGGGAGAAAUUGUAACUGUGUCAGUAGGUGGAGUCAUGAUGACAAGUUUGCCCAAUUUUGCUUUGUGGAGGUUUUCAUAUUCAUAGAUAAUUUGCAUGAUUUGAAGAAGGCUUUCUUGUUUUUUUUUUCCAUAACUAUCUAGAGUGGAGUUGGAAAUCCUAAAUGGUGAACCAUGAACCAAGGGGAUUCAUCUAUUGGCAUCUCUCAGGUAAACAAGUUUUAGAAGUACUAAUAAUCUUAAGUCUUCUUAUUGGUGCUGCAUUGGAAAUGAUGUGUCGGGGUAGAAACUAUAUUUGGUGAGCUGGGUUGAGCUCUGGGUGUUUGUUGCUAAUCUAUAUAAUUGUUAUGCUUCUGUUUUCAAAAUCAUUUCAAAGUUUGCAGGAACAGUGUCUAGUUUGCAACAGUUGCAUAUCUCAGAGAGACAAGUAAGGGUAUUUAAAUCUCACUCCGGCAAUUCCCUAAUGUUCUUCUAUCUUCAAUAUUAAUGUGUUUUCUUGGUUAUGUAUGUUAUCACACUAUUAAGGGUAAAACAAGCACAUGUAGAAUUAAUUUUGACUUUAUUUCUUCUUAUAUACAGAAUUAGAUAAUGGUUUGGAAAAGGCAGAUGCUGCUGGCUAUCACACUGUUGCCUUUUCAUAUGGGAACCCUGAUGGUUCUUCCAACCAAAAGAAUGCUGAUGCUGGAUCGGAUACUGCUUUCCAUCCACCCUUUCCAGUGCCCGAAAACCUACUCAACAACCUAUUUCAGAUGCUCGGGGCACGCAUGGAGUUCUUGUGACCUAAGGUUGCCAUUCAUGGGCAACUUGUUCCUUUUUGAUGUCAUGACCAAGGGACCGCGCAGGUGGGAUUAGGAUGAUAGAAUUUCAUUAUUUUACCAGGGAGGAUCAUCUUCAAAAUCACUCGUGAAAAAAUUGGAUGAAACAUUUCUUCAUAGAGUUCUGUUGCUUAAUCUUUAUGGUUAUCUGAAUGUAUUUGAGAUUCAAUGGUUUAAUCUUGGAAUUACUUUUUUUUUUUUUUUGAUAGGUAGUUUAAUCUUGGAAUUACUUAGUAAGCUUUCUAUUUCUUUUUAAUAUUGCACCUGUGUGAAGUAUGGCAUUGUUGAAAGAAAGAACUGCUUUUUGUAUGUUUUUACAGCCUCCAACAGAGAAGCUACAUCAGAUCAUUGCGAGGACUGCUAUGUUUGUUAGCAGACAUGGUGGGCAAUCAGAAAUUGUUUUGAGGGUGAAACAAGGAGACAACCCAACAUUUGGAUUCUUGAUGCCUGACCACCAUCUUCAUGCGUACUUUAGGUUUCUUGUUGACCACCGAGAACUUCUAGAGUCUGAUGUUGAUGGCAAAACUGAAGAAGAGAAGAAAGCUGAUAAUGAGGAAAAUCAGACAGGUGGUGUUGGAGGAGGUGGAGCUUUGUCCUUGCUUGGUUCUGUAUAUGGGUCUGGGGAGGAUGAGGAGGGCACAAAUAUGGAUUCCUCUGAAUCUCAAGAAAAUGAUCGUAAGGAAACCUCCACAGCUGCUAAUACAGUGGUUUCUCAUGGUUCAGAGGGGAUGGUUUCUUCUAUGAAUAUAGAUGGAAACAAUGAAGCAAUUCCUAAGCAUCUGCCUCCUAAAGAAAAAGCUCCUCUGUCAAAAAGGAACCGUGUUGCCAGUACAGUUAAGGGUGGAGCUGCAAGUAGCUUGAAAAAGAAAGGUGAAGACUUGGGUUCACUUGGUGCUGCCAUGGACAAGUCACAGACUUCUGCAUUGCCAAGCACCUCCAAGGUUAAAACAUUGGUUUUGGAGCCUCCCUCUGAUUUAAAGAGAUUGGUUGAUAAGAUAGUUGAGUUCAUUCUAAAAAAUGGGAAGGAAUUUGAGGCAGUGCUUGUUGAACAGGACAAUAAACAUGGGAGAUUUCCAUUUCUUCUGCCAUCCAACCAGUAUUACCCUUAUUAUCUGCAAGUUCUUCAAAAAGCUCAAGAGUCAAAAUUAACUGGCAAGAAUCUCAAUUCAGAGAAGGAUGGGCUGGACAAAAGAACUGCUUCAUCCAAUGAUGCUGCCUCCUUGGGUUCUUCUUAUCAUGAUAUGCCAUUUGAUUCUGACAGGAAAGAAAAGUUUAAGAUGGUACUUGGCAAGUCAAGGAAAGAUGGACAGGAUCAUCCUUCCAAACCGACCCAGCAACAGAUUGGUGUUAGCUUGGAUACAGCUGCAGCCAUUCUUCAGGCUGCCACGAGAGGCAUUAAGAAUCCCAAUUUCGACAUUCUUCCAAGGACAUCAUCAAAUGGUAUCAGUAAUGGCCUUAGCAGUGAGGGUGGGCAGGCUUCUAGUUUUCAGAGUCGCUUUUCUUCUCAACCUCAUAGUUCCAGCCAAAAGUCAGAUCCAAAUGAAGGGCCCAGUGUUUCUGUCCCUGUUGCCAAGGCUAUUGCAAAUACAGCAGCACUUGCUGCUGCAAGUGAGGCUGACUCAUCUGAAGCACACUUGACUAAAGAGCAGAAGCUGAAGGCUGAAAGAUUGAAACGAGCAAAGAUGUUUGCAGCCAUCAUAAAAGGAGGAGCUGGGCCUUUAAAAACUGAAACAGUCCGUAGCUUAUCGGUAGAACCGCCUGAAUCUGGGGUUUCUGGUUUAGGUGGGUUGGGUGGUGAAGCUUUAAAUCUUGCCAGCAAAGAAAGAGAAGGCAGCUCAGUUCCAGUAGAUGUUGAUACAUCCGGCAAAACUGAGAAGCCAGAAAGAGAACAUUCUGACACUGAACAUAAUGAACGGCGAUCAAGGAGGAAGUAUCGGUCAAGAUCAAAAAAACUUGAAGAAGAAGAAGAAGAUGAUGAUGAUGACAAUUAUGGCGAUGAUGGAAAAGAAGAGGAUGAAAAAGAAGACAGAAGGGAUCGCAAGCACUCUAGGAAGAAGCACCGCUCUCAUCAUUCUUCACAUUGCAGUAGAGACAGGCAUAAGCAUAGAAAAAGGCAUUCUUCUUCCAAGGACCGAGAGUCUCGGCAUCGGCACAAGCAUGAGUAUUCUGAUGAUGAGCAUCGGGACCGAAGAAAACGAAGUAAGAAAUCUAAUUCAGAAAGAGAAGCAGACUUGGAAGAAGGGGAGAUCAGUACAAAAUCCUCAGAUCAAUCAAAAGUCAGUGUGGGUGAAGGUGCCAGUAGAGAAGCUUCCGUGGAUUUAUCAAAUUCCCACCAAGAUCCUAGGCCCCCAUCUCAGCCCUCUGAUACCACCCAGGUUUCCGAUGAUCUUAGAGCCAAAAUUCGGGCAAUGUUACUGGCAACCUUGUAGUGUCAGCAGCAAAACCAUUUUGUUUACUCCACUGUUUUGCCAUGACAGCUGCGGAUAUUAUUAUUCGGCCUUUGUUGUAAAGAGCCAAUGGAUAAUUACCUUUCUCCCUUUGAUUUCCCCUCUUCUUUUCUGGUGAUUGUUUUCGAGUGUUGUAAUAGAGCUUUGAGUUCAUAGCAAAUUUACCUAUUAUUAAGAUGAUCCA
Molecule: messenger RNA, 5267 nt
Organism: Vitis vinifera (wine grape)
Lineage: Eukaryota; Viridiplantae; Streptophyta; Magnoliopsida; Vitales; Vitaceae
Exons: 3
Coding region: 2912-5065 (717 amino acids)
Biological process (GO): mRNA 5'-splice site recognition; RNA processing
Molecular function (GO): RNA binding
Source: RefSeq, a predicted model, not a curated record